CCCAGGAGUGCCGCCCACUAGCUCCGCCCACCUGUGCCCAGCAGUGCACCCACAUGUGCCCAGCAGUGCCCACCAGUGCCACCCAGCAGUACCACCUACCUGUGCCUAGCAGUGCCACCUACCUGUGCCCAGCAGUGCCACCCAUCUGUGCCCACCAGUGCCACCCACCUGUGCCCACCAGUGCCACCCACCAGUGCCCAUAAAUGCAGCCCAGCAGUGCUGCCAGUCAGUGCCACCAUCAAUGCCACCUAUCAGUGCUGUCUAUCAGUACCCAUCAUCAGUACCACCUAUCCGUGACACCUUGUUAGUGCUGCCUAUCAGUGCCGCCUAUCAGUGCCCUUCAGUG
Messenger RNA from Staurois parvus, 346 nucleotides. Lineage: Eukaryota; Metazoa; Chordata; Amphibia; Anura; Ranidae. The record is from the annotation of a GenBank genome assembly.